CUUCUUGUCACCUCCCAGGGGGCGGUACCCCUCCUUGAUACUUAGGGCUGGAGCAUAAGGAAGAAGCAGUUUCAGUCACCCAGGCAGAGCAGCAGGUGGGCCAGAGGAGGGCUGGCAGCCCGCCAACCACAAGGGGCAUUCUCUUCCCUUCCAGGCUGCGGUCACAAAGUACCAGUAAGGCUGUGGCAAUACCAGUAGCUGAGAAUGCCCCGGGCCCUUGAACAAGCGGAUGGCAGGUGGGCCUAUGUCGUCCUGAUAGCCUCUCUGGUGACCCAGGGCCUCACUGUAAGCUUCCCUUCCUGCAUCGGCGUCUUCUUCACUGAUCUGCAGCGUGACUUCCAGGCCAGCAACAGUGAGACCUCAUGGUUUCCCUCCAUCAUGGGGGCCAUGCUCCAUGGUGGGGGACCCCUGUGCAGCUUCCUGGUCAACCGUUUCGGCUGCCGAGUGACCAUGAUGCUGGGGGGGCUGCUGGCCAGCCUGGGCAUGGUGGCCAGCUCCUUCUCUGGCUCGCUCACCCAGCUCUUCCUUUCAGCAGGACUGAUCACAGGCCUGGGCAUGUGUUUCAGCUUCCAGUCAAGCAUCACAGUAGUGGGCUUGUAUUUUGUCCGUCGCCGGCCACUAGCCAAUGCAUUGGCCUCCAUAGGAAUGUCCUUGGGCGUCACCCUCUGGCCACUGCUGGCCCGAUACCUUCUGGAAACCUUUGGCUGGAGGGGCGCCUUCCUCAUCUUUGGUGGUAUGUUUCUCCACUGUUGUGUAUGUGGAGCCAUCCUGAGGCCUGUUGCCACCAAUGUGGUCCCUGAGCCCAAAGAAGAUCCCCUUCUACCUCCCAAGACACCUAAACACAGCUGCCUGGCAACAUGUGUCUCAACCAUCCAGUAUCACCUGGCCUUUGACAUCCUUCGGCACAAUAUGGACUUCUGCAUAUACGUCACGGGCAUGACAUGGAUGAGCCUGGGUUUUGCACUGCCGCAUAUCUUUCUGGUGCCGUAUGCUGUGCAUCAUGGGAUAGAUGAAUAUUGGGCAGCCAUGCUCAUGUCCAUUGUCGGCUUCUGCAACAUCUUCUUGCGGCCAGUGGCAGCGCUGCUGGCAGGCAGGAAGAGCUUGACUGCCUACCGGAAGUACCUGUUUGCCCUGGUGAUCCUUGUCAAUGGACUCACCAAUCUAAUUUGCACAGUGUCGGCAGAGUUCCGGGUGCUCCUGGGCUAUUGCCUGGUGUACAGCCUGUCCAUGUGUGGAAUCGGAAUCUUCGUCUUCCAGGUUCUAAUGGACAUUGUCCCGAUGGAUCGUUUCCCCAGUGCCCUGGGCUUCUUCAGCAUCCUGUGUGGCGUGGCUUCUCUCAUCUCUCCACCAUUGGCUGGACUGCUGCUGGACAAGACCAACAACUUCAGCUAUGUUUUCUACAUGUCGAGCGGUUUCCUUGUCUCAAGCUCCCUUUUCAUGGGUGUGAGCUUCUAUGCCGCAGAUAAGAAGAAGAAGUUGAAGCAAGAUGGGCAAGCCAAGAUGGAGGAUGCCACCUCAGAGAUUACCUCAAUGCACGCUCUUACCUCAGAAGACAAAGAGUGCAAAGAAGCAACCGUACCCUGAAAAAAUCUAUGUGACCAAUGUCUGAACUCCAGAGAUCAUAUGUGACCUGCCUCUGAGCUCUGAAGUCAGCGGGGAAAACCUUCCUUCCAGGAAGUAGGGUGUAGAAGUGGGCCUUCCUGGCUUUCUUUUGGGUCCCAAGAAAAUCGCAGCCUGAGUCUUGCAUAAAGCAGUCAUUGCUAGCUACCCUGGGCUAGCUCCUCCCAGCUGCUCCUACAACCUAACACUCUGGGGUUUCUCAUCCUUCUUGGCCUCAGACAAUUUUGAAGAAUUUUCCUUUCCUCCAAAAACUUACUCCUCCUCUCUUCCCAAAUAACCAACUCUGACCCCUCUCAGGUCAGGGAGGUAAAGGGUGCUGAUUCAAGAAGCUGGAACUAUAGCAGAGGCACAGAUGAAGGACCGGGAUGAGAAGCUGACCUUGGUACAAGAUUGGGACAUUAGUCACAAUCCGAUUACAGAUGUUUAGGGGAAUACGGGUCCCAACACCUCUGCAGAGAGCAGGGAAAGAAACAUCUCUACUGUCCCGGAAGGAGCCCUCUUGCUUGAGUCUCAGAAGUUAUAAAGUCUGAAGAGUCUUCAGCCAUUGAGCAGGGCCUGAGCCAGAAUCUUCUCUUUUACCCGACUCUGUAUCCACACAGGGGAAGGAAGACCUUUGACUAACCAGGAGACAAGAAAGCUGACUAGGUAACUUAAGGAACAUUAUAAAAACUGGGCCUAUCUAUGCAAACGGUAGUCUGUGCUCUGCUCUUGGCCUCUCAGGUUCCCCUUUCUCCAGGAUGUGUUGGAGGUAUCAACCCUGAAGCAGUAACUGGCUAAGUCAGCGGCUCCUACUAGCCUGAGCCCAGGGCCUGGAACUAUGUCCACAGACAUACUUCUGGUGCUGGUCUCUGAGGUCAUCACUUAAGACUAGCUGUCAUCAGCCCAGGCUUGUCCCAGCAGGGUACUCCAGGGAAUAGGAAAACAGUCUAUUUGAAUUAUAUACAAAAACAUUCCCUGCCACGGGUCAUGAACUCUGGACUAAUAAAAGAGGAAAACAGACCUUAGUAAAUUUCCUCCAUUCCCCCAGCCUGGCAGGAACUUCUUGGGCUUGUUUGUUGGUUCAGGCGCAACCAGGCUCCGGCAAGAAAACCUUAUCAGGAAAAGAGGAUUUUAUUUUCAUGACUGCCGCCGCCAGCCUUCCUCCUCCACAAGCCCAUCUGGCGUGAAUAAGCAUCUUUAGAAUUAUUCCUUCUGAGGGGCUGUCACGAGUGCCCCUGGUGGUCAAAAGAAGUACUGCAUCAGUGCUUUUGCUGAGUUGCUUUGGGCUUUUAUGUUCACUGUCUCUAGACUUGGGUGGAGACGGCUGAGUAGGUAACGGUGCUUGCUGCCAUGCCGACAACUUGAAUUUAAUUCCUGGGACCCACACAGGAAAGGAGAGGCCCCACUAUCACAAGUUGUUCUGUGGCAUGUGCGCACACACACACACACGCACACACACAAAUAAAUGUAAUUUAAAAAAUAAAAUUUGGCCUGUAUGAGACAUCA
This is a messenger RNA of Grammomys surdaster, 3105 nucleotides long. RefSeq names its product solute carrier family 16 member 5 (gene Slc16a5). NCBI's taxonomy places the organism in Eukaryota, Metazoa, Chordata, Mammalia, Rodentia, Muridae. Gene Ontology annotation, molecular function: monocarboxylic acid transmembrane transporter activity. Gene Ontology annotation, biological process: transmembrane transport; monocarboxylic acid transport. The record is from RefSeq and is a predicted model, not a curated record. The transcript has 4 exons. The coding region runs from base 205 to 1584 and encodes 459 amino acids.